GGAGCGCGGCUGGCAACGCGGGCCUGGCAUUUGCGUCCCGGCGGGGAGGAGGGCGCGGUCCCCGCCGGACGUCUGCGCCUGCCCAGCUGCGUUCUUCUGCUUGCUGCGCAGCUGGUGGGAGUGGUGGUGCUGACGCGGGCAGGUGGGAGAGGAGAGGCAUCCUCGGCGGCCGGGCCGCCCUUGCCUGCAAUGGCCAGGUCAGGAGAGCCAGCUCCAGUUAUUAAACCUGUUGCUCAGGGUAUGGCAAAGAAGGCAGUCGCCAAGCACUGUCUUUCCACCCAGGCUCUGUGCUCCUCCAUUCUAAGGAUCAUCUGUCUGUGGUCCAUGCUGCUAGCCGAUGCAAACUCUCUUACUUGUAACGUCAUUGUCAAGGCUGGCACCACACCUGGACAGCCCUGGUGUGAAGGGCAGUGCUCAGUGGAUGAAGAGCCUUUACUUCAAUAUAAGGACAGCAAAUUCACACCUUUGGGUGACCUGGGAAAUGCAGCAAAUGGGACUCAAGUGUGGAUGGAUAUGAGCCAAAAGCUGGAAUACUUGUGGAAAGAGCUCAGGAAGAUGUUGGCUAACACUAAAAAAGAGAUUACCAAGAUCAAUGGUCAGCCCACUUUACAAUCCACCAUGCUUUCUCAGUAUGAACACGGACAAAUUGUUGGUGCCUCCUGGAAAUUUAACAUCAGUGGAAUGUACACCUUCAUCCUCAAUACAAUGAAUAUGAAUUGGACACUGAUUGAUCAUGAAGCUAGUGGUAUCAUGAAUACAUGGAAGGAUGAUGAACACUUAAUAAAAGAUCUCAAGACAAUAUCCACAGCAGACUGCAGUUAUUGGCUCAAGGAACUUUUAAAGUACCAGAAGGAAAAGCCAACCUUGCCAACUGCUUCUCCAGAUGUGGUCCAGCCUUCAUCCAUGGCCAUCAAGACCAACAUCUCUGUCCCGCUGAUAAUUCUCACGUGCUUGCUCCUGAAUCUUCUUCUCUGA
Molecule: messenger RNA, 975 nt
Organism: Microtus ochrogaster (prairie vole)
Lineage: Eukaryota; Metazoa; Chordata; Mammalia; Rodentia; Cricetidae
Product: retinoic acid early-inducible protein 1-epsilon-like
Biological process (GO): antigen processing and presentation of endogenous peptide antigen via MHC class I via ER pathway, TAP-independent; immune response; positive regulation of T cell mediated cytotoxicity
Cellular component (GO): external side of plasma membrane
Source: RefSeq, a predicted model, not a curated record